AUGGUGCUGCUCUCAGGUCUUUUUCGAACUCAAGGACGGGUCUUGGUGGUUGCCUCUACGAAGGAUGCCUCUGCUUUCGCAAGUGCUGAGGCUUACUUGCUAUCUCUGCCACUAGGCAUGAGUGUGGAAGGGGAUGUGGAUCGUGAAGGCCAUCAAUUGGACUUUUUGCCCUUCAAAUGCGAUGCGUGCCACCAGGUCUUUUGCCAGGAACAUUUCUCAUAUACCAGUCACAACUGCGCCCGGGCAGAUCAGAAAACUGUACAGGUGAUCAUUUGUCCGAUGUGUGAAGCAGCAGUGCGACUAAGGGCAGAUGAGGACCCAAACGUCACCUGGGAUCGGCACUUUCGACAAGGCUGCGCCAAGAGCCUGCCGUCCAAGACGGGGCCGAAGCGCUGUCCAGUUGCUGGCUGCAAAGAAAAGUUGGGCCCCUCCAACAAGUUCGACUGCCAAAAGUGUGGCCAGACGGUGUGUUUGCGCCACCGCUAUGAGGAGGAACAUGACUGCAGGCCGCCCGGCAAACAGAAAGCUGCACCGCGGCCCGCGCCCGGGCCCAGUGCCGCUGGCGCGACGGCAUCAUCCGCGGCACCCUACACGGGGAAAAAGAAGAAGAAGAGCUUGGGCCAACGGAUUGGAGCAGUGUUCGCCUGCUUCAAGGGCGGUGAUCCUUCGAAAAAGAGCUUGCUGGGCAGUCGGAGCUCACAGCGGUGA
Cladocopium goreaui is the source of this 708-nucleotide messenger RNA. The record is from the annotation of a GenBank genome assembly. Lineage: Eukaryota; Dinophyceae; Suessiales; Symbiodiniaceae.